This is a messenger RNA of Linum trigynum, 1206 nucleotides long. Lineage: Eukaryota; Viridiplantae; Streptophyta; Magnoliopsida; Malpighiales; Linaceae. The record is from the annotation of a GenBank genome assembly.
CCAUCACCACCUAAACCAUCACUAGCCUCUCUUCUUCUACUUCUCGUCUGCCCAACAGAGAAAAGCAUAACCCAGAUACUCAAAAGCACUCACUAUGGCUCGCUCUUCUUCACUUGUGCUGCUUCUUGCCGUCUCUUCCGUGCUUGUGGCUUCUUCCUCAGCUGCCAACUUCUACCGGGACUUCGAUGUCACAUGGGGAGACGGCAGAGGCAAGAUCCUCAACAAUGGCGAUCUCCUCACUCUUUCCCUUGACAAGUCCUCUGGCUCGGGAUUCCAGUCCAAGAACGAGUACUUGUUCGGCAAGAUUGACAUGCAGCUCAAGCUCGUCCCUGGCAACUCUGCUGGAACUGUCACUGCGUACUAUCUAUCCUCGAAAGGAGCAAACUGGGAUGAAAUCGAUUUCGAGUUCCUGGGGAAUUUAAGCGGCGACCCGUACAUCCUCCACACUAACGUCUUCAGCCAGGGGAAAGGAAACAGAGAGCAGCAGUUUCAUCUGUGGUUCGACCCGACUGCCGAUUUCCACACUUACUCCAUCCUCUGGAACCCACAGCGCAUCAUAUUCUCAGUGGAUGGCACCCCAAUCAGAGAGUUCAAGAACGCGGAGAGCAACGGCGUCCCGUUCCCAAAGAAUCAGCCGAUGAGGAUUUACUCCAGCCUGUGGAACGCCGACGACUGGGCUACGAGGGGCGGGCUGGUGAAAACGGAUUGGUCGAAUGCUCCGUUCACAGCUUCCUACCGCAACUUCAAUGCCAAUGCCUGCGUGUGGACCAACGGCAAAUCUUCUUGCUCUGCAACAGGAUCAACUUCGGAUUCCUCUUCUGCCGAGUGGCUGUCGGAGGAGCUGGACACCACGAGCCAGGAGAGGCUGAAAUGGGCGCAGAAGAACUACAUGAUCUACAAUUACUGCGCUGAUAACAAGAGAUUCCCUCAGGGGCUUCCCCAGGAAUGCAACCUCUCUUAAUAACCAGAUUGUUUGUAACCUUAGACAGCCAUUCUUUUAUUCUUUCCCCUAUCUUUGUGUAAUCAAUGCAAUCCAUUUGCUGUGUAUUAACUAUCAAAUAUUAAGAUUGCAAAAAAAAAAAAAAGUUUUCCGCUGCCGGGAUUUGAACCCGGAAUUCGAUUCAAUUGAAUUUGCCAGAUUGCUACAGCGGAUUUAAUUGUUCAGAUAUCACCUACAAAACUAUAUAAUAAAUGCCUUUAUUAUAC